Messenger RNA from Gasterosteus aculeatus aculeatus (three-spined stickleback), 3245 nucleotides. Lineage: Eukaryota; Metazoa; Chordata; Actinopteri; Perciformes; Gasterosteidae. The record is from RefSeq and is a predicted model, not a curated record.
GACUAAAGUGUCUGUGUCCGUUGGCUCUCGAGCGCGUCUGUGACAUGAAAUCGUUUGAGAACUCCUGCACCGACCGACCGUGUGGGCGUGUUUCCCUCAGCCCGACAGCCUCCGCUCUUCUGUGCAGUCCAGAGCGCAAAACGCACUUCUUCUGAUGCGACUGGAGGGCGCAAAAGCAGCACUUCUCCAACCCUUUACGCGAAACACCCCUCCCCAACUGCGGCUGCCCCUCGAAUCCAACUUUACUGAGCGGGAGUUUCUAUCUUCCUGGGACUCAUUCAGCCAUGGACGCAUCAAGACUCUUAACGCUCUAUUUGGGGCUGCUCCUUUCUUUCCUUGGGAAUAUACCGUGUUUCCAGUCUGCUGCUAUCAUCUCCCCCUCUGCGCCGAGGAGAGUCCGGGGGGCCCGGAUCUCUCAUCGGGACGGACAAAGGUCAUCCAAGAUCCUAAAAGACAUCCUCGCGUCUACGCACCCGGUCGUGGGCCAUCACAAGGACGACCUAAAGGACGCUAUUGUGCCCCAUGAAUACAUGCUCUCCAUAUACAGGACAUACUCGGCUGCAGAGAAGCUCGGACUAAACGCAAGCUUUUUCCGCUCCUCUAAAUCUGCCAACACCAUAACAAGUUUUGUGGACAGAGGAACAGGGUUGACGAUCUUUUUGCACUCUCCUCUGCGAAGACAAAAGUAUCUGUUUGAUGUCUCAACCCUUUCAGACAAAGAGGAGCUGGUCGGUGCGGAAUUAACGAUAUUUAGGAGAGCGCCCGGGAAUCUGCAGACCUCCUCGCAGACGACUGGUCUCUACGACAUCCAGCUCUACCCCUGCAGCUCGGACAGUUUGCUGGACUCCCGGUCCCUGGACCCGCUGGACUCCACCAAGGCCGGCUGGGAAGUGUUGGACGCCUGGGACAUGUUCAAAGCGAACCAGCAUCAUUACCACCACCCCCAUCAUCAUCAGCAUCAGCAUCAGCAGCAGCAACACUUCCAGCAGGGCAACCAGCUCUGCUUCCAGCUCCGCGUCACUCUGCGCAAGUCGGACACCGAGGUGGACCUGAGGCAGCUGGGGCUGGACCGGAGCGGCCGGUCCCAGCAGGAGAAGGCCAUCCUGGUGGCCUACACGCGCUCCAAGAAGAGGGAGAACCUGUUCAAUGAGAUGAAGGAGAAGAUAAAGUCGCGGAGGACGGCGGGCGAGAAGGAGGAGGGGGCGGCAGCGAAGGCGGCAGGGGCCACAGAGGAGGACGGGGUAUCGCUGAAGGGGGCCAAAGGGGAGGGUCCCCGGCGGCGGCGGAGGACCGCGCUGGGCAACCGGCACGGCAAGAGGCACGGGAAGAAGUCCAAAUCUAGGUGCAGCAAAAAGGCGCUGCACGUGAAUUUCAAGGAGCUGGGCUGGGACGACUGGAUCAUCGCGCCCUUGGAUUACGAGGCGUACCACUGCGAGGGGGUGUGCGACUUCCCCCUGAGGUCGCACCUCGAGCCGACCAACCACGCCAUCAUACAGACGCUCAUGAACUCCAUGGACCCCAACAGCACCCCGCCCAGCUGCUGCGUCCCCACCAAACUCAGCCCCAUCAGCAUCCUGUACAUAGACUCCGGCAACAACGUGGUGUACAAACAGUACGAGGACAUGGUGGUGGAGCAGUGCGGGUGCAGGUAGCGGACCGGAUGCACGAGCAACACAAAACAACAACUUUAAAAAACAAAACAAAAAUCAAAGAUGAGCCUCGACGGGUCCCAGAUUGAAGACGUGCGGCCCUCGCAGGUGUGACAUUCUUGACCUCGUGACGCGCCUCUUCUUUGCGUCUUAAAGGGACGCACACGGAGGCGAUGCCUGCUAUUUAUUCAGACUAUUACAGUCACACCAAUUCACACUCUCUGCCUUAACGUGUUAGUCCUUCGGUCCCGUCCACGCAAGGAGUCAUCGAUCGUCAAACAGGCUUUUCUUUUUUUGUUCGCCCCGGCGAGGUGGUACGAGGAGGGGGGGGGGGCUGGAUUCCUACAAGGCGAGAGGAUGCGGGCACAUCGAGUCCGUCCGCGCACCUGUUCGUGCCGAGGCCACGGGACAGUGGGCUUUGUUGCAGCUCUGCCGUGUGAUCGUGCACGCCAGCCGGGCCGGACUCCUUUUGGGUAUGUGCAGCCAGGCCGUAAUUGCCACCGUCCAGCUGGAGUCAUUACAGGCCAGAACCAGUGCCCUGUUGUCCGAAUCAAGGGGGGGUGAACGUCUAAUCCACCAAACAUCGCGCACGCACGCACGCACACACGCACACACGCGCACACGUACUGGACUCAGGAGAGGAGAAAAGGUGGUGGCGGUAAUGCCUUCAAGAGAUUCCUUUUUUUUUAAACCUGGAGACCAGUGGACAGAAAGGACACCAACCUUGUGCCAGACUGGGGCCCUCUUGUUAAAAAAAAGAAAGAAGAAGAGGAGGAAGAAGAAGAACAACAAGAAGAAGAACAAGAAAAAGCACACAUAACUGAGGCGAACUUUUGCAUCUUUACGAAAUGCACUUCCGCAACUGCCUGCGCCCAGGACACGCAGUCGGUCACCGAGAGAGUUUGUCUUCACUGACGACGAACAUUUAAGAAAAACAAAAGACUCGCCAACGAGACGAUAUUUAAAUGCACAUUAGCUUUGAAUGCACUGCUGUUCAUUACUUUGUUUAAGCUGUAAAUAUUUGUACAGUCGAAAACUUUACAAAGUGCAACGAAUGAAGAAAUGAGAAAAAUGCAUUUCUUGUAAAUAUACAAAAUGCACUCAAAUCGGUAUGAUUUCUAUUCUAUAAUUAUUUUAUUAUUUGUGAUGUACAGAGUUCCAUGAUAAUCAUAUAUUUCUUACAUUGAUAAGAAUAAUUUAAGGUGUAUUCGAUAUUUUUGCAGAGGAUGGAAAAUACCAUUAUUAAUGUCUACCUCAUAAUUGCAUAUAGGAUCUGAGUUUUGAGGUGCAUUCAGUUAGAGUGUAAAGAGCUUUUACAAUGAUAUAUAAGAUCAUUUAUACACAUAUAUUACUGAAUAAUAUUCCACACCAUUACUGUACAAAUAAAAUUCAAAACAAAGUCUGCAGCCUCUGAUGAUCCAUGCAGUUCUUUUUUCCGCAUUCAUUUCAUACAUUGAGUGCAGAAGUGCAGAGGCCGACCAGAAAGCACAGAAAUAUCUUUGUUUCUUUAUGAUGGAAAGAGGCCAAAAAGUUGUCUUUUUAUCAAUUGAUUUAUAAAUACAUCAUGUCGGUCAAAAUAAAAUAAACGUUAUCAUA